AUGUCUACUAAAAGUGACCAAAAUGAGGCAUAUCGGCAGACUCAAUUUCAGAUUUACAAUUUACAGGAGACAAUUUUGAACUCGACCAGGAAUCGAGACUUGAAGAAGGAAAUUAAUCCCUCUUCGGACCCAAAGAACCGUUCUGGACACGAAUUGCGAAAUGGAAGGGAUAUGAAAGUUCUGGUUAGCUCCGAGAAUGUUCUAAAAUAUGUCGAGGAUAACUAUUCAUCAAAUAGACGCAAUCUAGGGGCACUGCGCUACAAUCGCUGGAAAACAGGUUCUUUUGAUGGGCUCGAAACCACCGCACAAGAUAAUGUAUAUCCUUAUGACUACACUAGGUAUGAAUUGCCCCCACCAUUUCUGCCACUCUUCGGCUCCGACAACAUCAACUGCAUCGUGACCGUACAGAUCGAGUUCGAGGAAAUUCAAUGUUUACUUGCCAGUGAGAGAAAUUCCCGAGUGGAGAACCAAGAAAUAUGGGGUACCGAUAUAUACACAGAUGAUUCAGAUAUUCUUUUAGUCUUGAAGCACUGCGGUGUUAUUCUGGGCGAGAACACAACUGCACAAACUCCGGCAAAUUACUCAAACCCUAACAAUGUCAAGGGCCUAGUGCCUCCGGAGAGUAUUGAGUUCGAUGUAUCGGUUGAAAUUCUAUUGCUUCCUCCCCUUCAGAAGUACUCAGCAAGCAAAAGACAUGGUGUGAAAUCAAGAGAGUGGACAAGUUGGCAUGAUGGACUUAGCUACGGCAUUUACGGUGUUACGAUAACUCCUAGAGAUAAGUCCAUUUCCAAAAUAAGCUCUGAUGAAAGAGUAACAACCAUAAAAUGGUGA
Messenger RNA from Lachancea fermentati, 831 nucleotides. The record is from the annotation of a GenBank genome assembly. Lineage: Eukaryota; Fungi; Ascomycota; Saccharomycetes; Saccharomycetales; Saccharomycetaceae.